AGUAGGCGGGCUAUACGUCUCAGCGUAUACACUCAUUGUUCACAACACAGUUGACAAAGAAAUCUUCAGUUGACUUUCCUAAGAGAAGUUGUCUCUCUGUCUGUGUGUGGUAAAAUCUAGAUUGGCUCUGAGUUUCUUUGAAGUUUGGUGUACUGGAGAGUUCUACUCCAGGCACAGAAGAGAUGAGCUUUACCAGGAGAAAAGGCUUCUUCAGGCAAGAAGUAAACAAGACGAUGUGGGAACUUCCUAGACGAUAUACUGCUAUCAUCCCUGUAGGAUCUGGUGCUUACGGCUCUGUCUGUUCUGCAAUAGAUAAGAAAACCGGGGACAAAGUAGCUAUCAAGAAGCUCUGUCGCCCAUUCCAGUCUGAGAUUUUUGCCAAACGAGCCUACCGUGAGCUCACACUGCUAAAGCACAUGCAGCAUGAAAAUGUUAUUGGAUUACUUGAUGUCUUCACUUCAGCUACUUCAUUUGAUGGAUUCCAGGACUUUUACCUGGUGAUGCCAUACAUGCAAACAGAUUUACAAAAGAUAAUGGGACACCAAUUCAGUGAAGAAAAGAUUCAGUAUCUGAUCUACCAGGUUUUGAAAGGCUUGAAGUAUAUUCACUCUGCUGGAAUCAUUCAUAGGGAUCUAAAGCCAGGCAAUUUAGCGGUGAAUGAAGACUGUGAAUUAAAGAUCUUGGAUUUUGGCUUAGCAAGACAUACAGACACAGAGAUGACAGGCUAUGUUGUAACUCGUUGGUACAGAGCACCUGAAGUGAUUCUGAACUGGAUGCAUUACAACCAGACUGUGGACAUCUGGUCUGUUGGUUGUAUCAUGGCAGAAAUGUUGACUGGGAAAACUCUGUUUAAGGGUAAAGACUAUCUUGAUCAGCUGACCCAGAUCCUGAAAGUGACAGGAAACCCUGGAGAGGAGUUUGUGCAAAAACUGGAAGACAAAGCGGCUAAACACUACAUACAGACACUUCCUAAAAUUCCCAAAAUGGAUUUAUCUCUGCUUUUACCCAAAGCCAGUCCUCUGGCCGUGGACUUGCUUGACAAAAUGUUGCAGCUCGAUGUAGAAAAACGACUCACAGCAACCCAAGCUCUGGCCCAUUCAUAUUUUGAUCCAUUCAGAGACGUUGAGGAAGAGACAGAAGCCCAGCACUCCUAUGAUGAUUCCAUAGGGAGUACAAAGCUUUCAAUAAAUGAAUGGAGAAGGCAUAUUUACAGUGAAAUACUGUCAUUCAGCCCAAUUGCUCGGAAAGAUUCCAAGAGGAGAAGCGGAAUGACCUUAUAGACUCUUGUAUGUCUAACGCUGAUCAACCUUUCCAGUGAUAUACAACCAUCGGUAUUUUGAUCCUAAAGAGGAGUAAAUAUAAAUCUUUCCAAUGAUAUACAAUCAUAGUAUUUUGAUCCUAAAGAGGAGUAACUAUAAAUCUUUCUAAUGAUACACAACCAUCGGUGUUUUGAUCCUAAAGAGGAGUAAAUAUAAAUCAGGAUGAAAAAGUCCAUAUACAUAUAGCACAAGAAUAGUGAAUCAAUAGAGGCCAAUUUUGCUCUGAACAUCAGAGUGAUACCACAACCUUGAGUGUUGCAAGUCAAGGCGAUUCUCAUUAAAUCUCUUUGUGAUAAAAUGUGAUGGCUAUGCUUUUCCUUUUCUUGUACUUUUUGUAACUGGUUCCAUAGAUUUGGUCUAAAAAGUUAAAGUAAAUGUCUCUACAUGUUGAUAAAAUCUUCUUUCUUCUAAUAUUUCCAAAUAAAUAAAAAAGUAUAAUGUUUCAAAAAAGAAAAAUAUUUAUAUAAUAAAGGAACAGUUGCAAAGAGCAGUUA
Molecule: messenger RNA, 1813 nt
Organism: Protobothrops mucrosquamatus (brown spotted pit viper)
Lineage: Eukaryota; Metazoa; Chordata; Lepidosauria; Squamata; Viperidae
Gene: MAPK13
Product: mitogen-activated protein kinase 13
Exons: 12
Coding region: 183-1280 (365 amino acids)
Biological process (GO): intracellular signal transduction; protein phosphorylation
Cellular component (GO): nucleus; cytoplasm
Molecular function (GO): ATP binding; MAP kinase activity
Source: RefSeq, a predicted model, not a curated record